CGAGCGCCAGGGCGCCAGGGGGCGGGGCCUGGCGCCAGCGGGCUGCGGCGCUGCCAGGCUGGGUCCGAGCAUCCCGCGGCUCCGGACCCGCCCGGCCCGGACAUGGCGACCGCCCCGGGCUCCGUGCGAGGAGGGCUGCUGCUUCUGCUGGCCGUGGCGGGGGUCGCGGGGGUGGCAGGUGGCCUGGCCCCGGGCAGUCCGGGUGCACUGUGUUGUAAUCACUCCAAGGACAACCAGAUGUGCCGCGAUGUGUGUGAACAGAUAUUCUCUUCAAAAAGUGAAUCUCGACUAAAACAUCUGUUGCUGCGAGCCCCAGAUUAUUGCCCGGAAACAAUGGUUGAAAUUUGGAGUUGUAUGAAUUCAUCUGUGCCAGGUGUGUUUAAGAAGUCUGAUGGCUGGGUUGGCUUAGGCUGCUGUGAACUGGCUAUUGCCUUGGAGUGUCGACAAGCAUGCAAGCAGGCAUCUUCAAAGAAUGAUAUUUCCAAAAUCUGCAGAAAAGAAUAUGAGAAUGCUCUUUUCAGUUGCAUUAGCAGAAAUGAAAUGGGCUCAGUUUGUUGCAGUUAUGCAGGUCAUCACACAAACUGCCGAGAAUACUGCCAAGCUAUUUUUCGAACAGAUUCUUCUCCUGGCCCGUCUCAGAUCAAAGCAGUGGAAAAUUAUUGUGCUUCUAUUAGUCCACAACUAAUACACUGUGUGAACAAUUAUACCCAAUCUUACCCGAUGAGGAACCCUACAGAUAGUUUAUAUUGCUGUGACAGAGCUGAAGACCAUGCUUGCCAAACUGCCUGCAAGAGAAUUCUGAUGUCUAAGAAAACAGAGAUGGAGAUCGUUGAUGGUCUCAUCGAGGGUUGUAAGACCCAGCCGUUGCCACAGGAUCCUCUCUGGCAGUGUUUCCUGGAGAGCUCGCAGUCUGUUCACCCUGGAGUCACCGUACACCCGCCCCCCUCGACAGGCCUGGAUGGGGCCAAGUUACAUUGUUGUUCUAAGGCAAACACCUCAACAUGUAGGGAACUGUGCACUAAACUUUAUAGCAUGAGCUGGGGCAAUACACAAAGCUGGCAAGAGUUUGAUCGCUUUUGUGAAUAUAAUCCAGUAGAGGUGUCCAUGUUGACUUGUUUAGCGGAUGUCCGGGAACCUUGCCAGUUGGGCUGUAGAAAUCUUACUUACUGUACUAAUUUUAACAACAGGCCAACAGAACUUUUCAGGAGCUGUAACGCACAGUCGGAUCAAGGAGCCAUGAAUGACAUGAAGCUGUGGGAGAAAGGAAGCAUCAAGAUGCCAUUCAUCAGCAUCCCCGUUCUUGAUAUUAAGAAAUGCCAGCCAGAAAUGUGGAAAGCGAUAGCCUGUUCACUGCAGAUCAAACCUUGUCACAGUAAAUCCCGGGGAAAUAUUAUCUGCAAAUCAGAUUGUGUGGAGAUUCUCAGGAAGUGUGGAGACCAGAGCAAAUUCCCUGAAGACCACACAGCCGAGAGCAUCUGUGAGCUCCUCUCACCCACGGACGACCUAGAGAGCUGCAUACCUCUGGAUACAUACCUCAGACCAAGUACUCUCGGUAACAUUGUGGAAGAAGUGACUCAUCCCUGUAACCCUAAUCCCUGCCCAGCCAAUGAGCUCUGUGAAGUGAAUCGGAAAGGCUGUCCCUCUGGAGACCCCUGCCUUCCAUACUCUUGUGUCCAAGGUUGCAAACUGGGAGAAGCUUCUGACUUCAUCGUCCGUCAAGGGACUCUAAUCCAGGUGCCAUCGUCUGCAGGGGAAGUUGGUUGUUACAAGAUCUGCUCGUGUGGGCAAGGUGGACUCUUAGAAAACUGUAUGGAGACACACUGUGUAGACCUCCAGAAGUCUUGUAUUGUUGAAGGGAAAAGAAAAAGUCAUGGAACAUCCUUUAAGAUCAACUGCAAUGUUUGUUCUUGCUUUGCUGGCAGUUUGGUGUGCUUUGAACGCCUCUGCCUCAGUGAGCACAGUGCGGAAGAUGAUCGACGCAGCUUCACAGGGCUGCCCUGUAACUGUGCAGAUCAGUUUGUCCCCGUGUGUGGGCAGAACGGACGUACUUACCCCAGUGCCUGCAUUGCUCGCUGUGUGAAGCUCCAAGAUCAUCAGUUUGAGUUUGGAUCAUGCAUCUCAAAGAAUCCAUGUCAUCCUAACCCCUGCCAAAGAACUCAAAGAUGUGUACCCAAGCCACAGGUCUGCCUGACGACUUUUGCUAAAUUUGGAUGUAGCCAAUACGAGUGUGUGCCACGACAGCUGGCCUGUGACCAGGUCCGUGACCCCGUCUGUGACACAGACCACGUGGAACACAACAAUCUCUGCACUUUAUACCAAAGAGGGAAAAGCCUGUCUUACCGAGGCCCGUGCCAGCCCUUCUGCAGGACCCCGGAGCCCGUGUGCGGGCACAACGGGGAGACGUACAGCAGCGUGUGCGCCGCCUACUCGGAGCGCGUGGCAGUCGACUACUAUGGGCCCUGCCUGGCUGUGGGCGUCCUGUCAGAGCACAGCUCCAUCGCCGAGUGUGCUGCCGUGAGGUGCCCUCCCCUGGCAGCAGCUGGGUGCGAACCCGUCAUCCCGCCAGGUGCAUGUUGCCCGUUAUGUGCUGGGAUGUUGAGAGUUUUAUAUGACCAAGAAAAACUAGAUACUAUUGCAAAGGUAACAAACAAAAAGCCCAUCACGGUCCUGGACAUCCUGGAGAAAAUCCGCACGCAUGUGUCAGUGCCCCAGUGUGACGUGUUUGGGUACUUGAGCAUCGAGUCGGAGCUCGUGAUCCUCAUCACCCCUGUUGAUCACCUCCCCAAAGCCCUGCAGAUUGAGGCCUGCAACAGAGAAGCAGAGAAGAUCGAGUCCCUCAUCAACUCGGACAGCCCCACGCUGGCAGCCCACGUCCCACUCUCAGCCCUCAUCAUUUCCCAGGUCCAGAUCUCCAGCAGCCUGCCAGCAGCCAGCACCCGAGCCAGCCCACCCUGCCUCUGCCUUCUCCUCCUCCUCCUCAGCCUGGGCCUUACAUUGCAUUUGCUCUGGACACAGAAUUGACUGCCCACUGGGGCGAAAUAUUCCUCCACCUCAUGUUUCCACCUGGGGAAGACCUUUGGGACCGGGGGCUGGAGCUGCAGAGUGCUGAAGGAGCUCUCUCCCCGCAUCAUCCCCAAUCCCUCCCAACCCCCCAGAAUGUCCUUCCUUGGUGUGUCCACAUUUGUGCAGUUUACUAAUGUGCAAGGAGGAGUGCCAAGGGAGGAGGCCGUCUCUGGUGGGUCACUCUGCCAUGCUUACAGCCGUUUACUAGGUGGGCACCCCACUCCACAGCACACGGAGUGAGUAUGUGCAGCACUGCCAAGAGGGCUGCUUGCUUUGUCGCAAGCUGACUCACUCCAGCCAGGUCUUGAGCAUCUGGGCCUCCACCGACCCCCACACACUCCAUAUCUGUUUCUGGGUAAGUACCUCCUCUAAUCUAGAAACCAGGGUUGGAGGGUGGGAGAGCUGCCAUGGUAGAUACUAUAACAUAAAGCUACAGCACCUUGGACAUUCCAGAAGCACCAGGCAAAGUGGAAUGAGCUCUCCCAAAUUCAGGGCCCCAUCUACCAUGUUAGGCUCAAGCAAGCUGCCUGGACGGCAUUCAGCUAAUGCUGUGUCAGGAGGGACAAUCUCAGUGGCCACCAAUCUGCGUCUGUGAUGUUUGUGAAAGGGACAAGCUACGUUGCAUCUGAGCAUCUUGCCUUAUGCAGUUUUAUAUUAAUCAUAUAUAUAUGCAUAUAUAUAUAUAUAUACUUUUCAGUAUUCACUACAUUGAGAAUUUUUUAGACAUCAACCUUUAAACCAGUUGCUGCUACUUUAGAUAACUGCCAAAAAGUGAAACAACCAGUGGUGUGUGUGAUUGACACAUGACCUCACUACUCUAUGAUGAAGGGGAAUAGCCAUAUUUGUAAAGCGACAAUCACGUGUGGGAACCUGGAAUUUUCCGUUCAUGAAGACACACUUGCUUUGUUGGAUGUGCACAAUGUAGAUAAGAGUUCCGUCUUUUUUGAUAUAGAAUUAUAAAGAAUUGUGAUUUAUAUAUUUAAAAAUGUCAAGCUAAGAUUAAAUUGUUUGCAUGUUGUCUGAAAUUAAAUGCCUUGAAUGUGUUUCACAGUUUCAAAUAAGCUAUUCAAUGAAAUACCUGUUUAUGUGCACCUGAACUUAGAUUUUUACAUGAAGUAUUUUUUCAGUAUUAUAUGUACCCUCUGAAAUAUAUAAAGAUAUGCUUAUUAUACCAAAAGGUUGUUGAAAAGUGGGCACUUAAAGCUUUUGGAAUAUCUCGAGCUGAUGUAGCAUGUUU
Molecule: messenger RNA, 4300 nt
Organism: Ochotona curzoniae (black-lipped pika)
Lineage: Eukaryota; Metazoa; Chordata; Mammalia; Lagomorpha; Ochotonidae
Gene: RECK
Product: reversion inducing cysteine rich protein with kazal motifs
Exons: 21
Coding region: 103-3021 (972 amino acids)
Biological process (GO): sprouting angiogenesis; blood vessel maturation; extracellular matrix organization
Cellular component (GO): plasma membrane
Molecular function (GO): metalloendopeptidase inhibitor activity; protein binding
Source: RefSeq, a predicted model, not a curated record